Rotaria socialis is the source of this 1449-nucleotide messenger RNA. NCBI's taxonomy places the organism in Eukaryota, Metazoa, Rotifera, Eurotatoria, Philodinida, Philodinidae. The record is from the annotation of a GenBank genome assembly.
AUGGGUUGGGAUGAAUUACCAUCUAUUCUAUUAGAAGACAUUUUCAGUCUUGUUUCAAUUACUCAGCGUUAUUAUUGUUCUCAAGUUUGUCGAUCAUGGAAUGAAAUAUUUUAUUCGUCUGUUGUUUGGGAUACAUUUGUAUUUGAUGGUGUUACAUUUACACGAAAAAAAUUUAAUUUAUUUCGUGGUUAUGAACGUAUCCUUAAUUCUUAUCGUGUUCAACGUUAUUUAUCACGUAAAAGUCAAUGUAUGAGACGGUUAAUUAUAAAACCUAUUCCUGAAUAUCAUAAUAUGUGUGAUUUUCUUAAUGUAUUAUCAAGCUUUAUUCAUUACCAUAGACAAGAUUAUUAUCCAUUUUCGUAUCUCGAAGAAUUUUCAUUUACAUUUCAUGUAUUAGUUUCGAUUGAAGAUGAUACAAAUAAUCAAGGAGGUAUUAUCAAUGCUUAUUAUCAACAUCCAAAUGCAAUUAUACGUGGUAAAAAACGUUACUAUGGUACCGGUGGAAAUAUCUUAGAAACGUUACGUCGUUUUAUAUCAUCUAUUCGUUGUUUAAAACGUUUCUAUUUAAAUAAUCUUCUACUCGAAUCAAAUUCUGAUAUAGGUUCAUGUCUCGAUGAACUUCUUGAAAAUUCCUGUGAAACACUUGAACACCUUGAAAUACUCAAUUAUACAUCGCACAUCAUACCAUUGUAUACAGUUGGAUUAUUUUCAAAUCUAUAUUCAUUAUCAAUUAGUUCGCAUUCGUUGAGUGAUGAUGUUCUUCUUCUAUUUGCAAAUCAUCUUGUUAAUUUGCAUCGAUUGAAUAUUAUACAAGAUGAAUUAACUAUACCAUGCCGUUAUUCAGAUUCAGUUUGGAUAGAAAUUGAUUUGAUUUUACGAGAAAAUAAAAGGCAAUGGUGUAUUCGAAUGGUCACUAAAGGAAAAUGUAAAACUGAGCCAUUUUGGCCACCUAGUCCAGCGCCUGUACGAGCUAUUGUUUAUGAUACACAUUCGGUUCGAGCCGUGCAAAGUUCAAUUUAUACUUGUAUGGAACAAUAUAGUAAAACAUUAGAGAUCUAUGCUCAUUUGAAAUCAAUGUGUCGCGUCUACGUACCACGAUCAUUUUUAGAACGUGCCGAUACAGCUUAUAUUGGUGUUGUGAAGACAGUUCGAUAUUUAAAUACAUUAGCAAUUCGAGAGCGAAUUUCAACUGCAACUUGCCUUCUCAUAGCCUAUUAUGGUACAAAACAUAAUCUUAAACAUUUUUAUCUGCGACGCAAUUGCGUUAUUUUACGAAAUGAAUAUCGUCAAUAUGUAUUUAAUGAACGCGAUGAUAAUAAUGAACAAAUACAUUCAUGGUUGGAAAAAAAUUGCCGAAAAUACGAUCAUGUAGAAGAUGCUUUAUCGAUAUUAUUUGGACGACCAUGGAAAAUGCUUACAGAUUGGGAAUAUAAUCAUAUUGACGCUUGA